This is a messenger RNA of Rotaria sp. Silwood1, 2382 nucleotides long. Lineage: Eukaryota; Metazoa; Rotifera; Eurotatoria; Philodinida; Philodinidae. The record is from the annotation of a GenBank genome assembly.
AUGGAUACACGAAAUGCAUUUUUAUAUUUUGCUCAUGAUCGACAUCAUGAAUUUUUAUCUUUACGUCGUGCAAAAUUUUCUACAAUGGCAUUAUUAUAUGAAUUACAUAUAUCAACAAAAGAUAAAUUUAAAUCUAAUUGUAAUACAUGUCGACAACAUUGUGAUAUUCUUAAUCAUUGUACAGUAUGUGAAGAUUUUAAUUUAUGUGAAACAUGUUAUAAUAUUGAACCAACACAUGAACAUAGAAUGAAGCGUUCUGUUCCAUCAAUAGUUUCACAAUCACAACGUCAACGAUCAAUGCAACAUUGUAUUGAAGCAUUAUCACAUUCUGGUAAUUGUCGAAAUUCUACAUGUGAUAAGUGUAAUUGCUUUCGUUAUAAGCGUAUUAUACAACAUACUAAAGAAUGUAUAGGACCAAAUAAUCAAUGUAAUCGUCGUCAUGAGAUAUUUUCUAUUAUUCGCACAAUUUUGUUGAAACCUUUCACGCAAUGGUUACAACAACAUGCAUCGUCUUUUCGACAAUGGAAUAGAAUCACCAAAAGUUCUUUUGAUAAACUCGGUGGUAUUAUAUUCGAUUUUGGUUUGCAUAAUGAGAAAAUUAUCGGUAAAGAUACAUACGACGAUUGUUGCAAAAUUAUUGAUUGUUAUAUUCUCAUUUUAUCCACAUUAUCAAAUAAUAUCAAUGCAAUUGAUGAAUCAACUAUUGAUUUGAUCGGUAUUUGUAUGUUUCAUUUAUAUGCGUUGACAUUAGAACAGAGUCUACUUGAUUAUAUUAAAAAUCAACAAUUAUCUUCAAUAUUAUUACGAUUGAUUGAUAUUGACAAUGAAGAAGCACAAUUUAAUGCUUAUCGUAUUCUAGCUUCAAUUAUGACCGAACAAGAUAUUAAGAUGUUAGCAAAUCCAGGCAAGAUUUCAAAAGUCUUUAUCACAUUUCUCACCGAUGUUAUUGAUAAUACGAGAAAAAUCCGGCGACUUCGAAAUCUGCUGCGUUGCCUCAAGUGUUUGGUUCAACAUGAUCAAAUCAAAGAAGAAUUGACUAAACAAGGCAUAUUGCCACAUCUCCUUCGAUGUGCAACAGAAACAAAAUUCGAUCCUGUACAUGAACAACAACCAACACUCGAAAUUCUUCUUGCACUGACUUUUCAUGAUCAAGCAGCAAUAUUACUCAAGGAAAAUUCACAAUUCAUCUCACAUCUUCAUACACUCAUCAAUUCAUCAUCCGAACAAGGUUUACGGCGAGCUGCCGAAGGUUUGCUUUGGAAAUUAGAAAAAGAAGAAAUAGCAACUGCCAAGUUAGUCACCAUUCCGAUUACAAAAGAUGUUCGCAAUUAUAAAUACGACAUCAUGUUGAGCUAUUCUCAUCGUGACAAAGAUCUGUGUCAUCGAAUUUAUGAUCGUCUAGUAAAAGAUAAUUUUCGUAUAUGGAUUGAUAGAGAUCAAAUGCAUGGAUCGACCAUGGUUGCCAUGGCUGAUGCUAUCGAAAACGCUGAAUUUGUAUUCGUGUGCAUGUCGGAUGCCUAUAAACAAAGUGCUUACUGUCAAUCUGAAGCUCAAUAUGCUUAUGAACGUCAAUGUCACUUGAUACCGAUUGUAAUGAAACAAAACUAUCGACCCGAUGGACGGUUAGGUAUUAUGGUCAGUGGAAAAAUUUACGUGGAUUUUCCUAAACUUGGUUUCGAUCAAGCCUAUCUGAAAUUGAAAAAUGAAAUCGAUCGAUAUAGGCUGAACAUGAAUCUUUCAAUCAGCACUCAAGAACAACAACGAUGUGAGUCGCCUACGACAGCAAAAGAACCUGAAAGAACAAUUGAAACGAUAACAGAUCAGUCAGAUGAACAACCAACAAUAACGAAUAAUGGAGUUGCUUCUAUGUUCAUAAAAACUACUGGUAACAAUGCAAUAACGCUUGAACAAUAUCAACAAAUUCGAUUGGGGUGGACACGUGAUCAAGUGACACAAUUUGUGGGUAUUCCUGGAGAAUUGAUUAUUACAGAAGAACCAAUAUCACCAUCUAAUCGAGGUAAUAUUAUGGUUCAAUAUCAAGGCUCAAUAUCAUCAAACGUAUUAGAAAGAGAGUCUACGGUGAUAUUUUCAUUUAAUAAUAAGAUUCUUUGGAAAAAGAACCAAAAACUACUUGAUCUAACAUCAAAUUAUAUAAUCACAAGAGAACAUUAUAAUCAAAUACAAACUGGUUGGACAUAUGAUCAAGUAAGAUCAACUCUUGGAAGUAGAGGAAAUGUUAUACAAGAAGCAAACAUUUGGCCAAAUGUAACAUUAAUGACUGUUCUAUAUCAAGGCGAAGGCCAAAAAGGAGUUGAAAGUGUUGGUUAUAUUCAACUUGGAUUUUGGGAUGGAAAAUUACAAUCCAAACCAGGAUAUGAAUGA